AUGGAAAAGAAACUUCAAGCAAAAGAUGAAGUCAUUGAAUCCAAAGACAAAAGCAUACAGAAAAGAAUACCGCGUUCAGUACCAAAAGGAAAGGAAAAGAACUAUAAGUAUAUGAUUUAUACUGAAGAGAUGGAAAAUGAAGAAGACAGAGAUAUGGUUAUGUUGCAUUUAGUCAGAAGAAACAACAAAAGCUUUUAUGACCUUGCUAAGAUUUACAAAUCUGACAGAAACUGGUUCUAUCGUGAAAACUUACCGAUUUCAAUGACACCGAAUGAGCAAAUAAAGGAAAUUGUCAAAAAUACUCUUCCUCAAACACACUAUGACAUCAAAGGUUGCACAAUACUUACAUUCAAAGAAGACUUACCAUUGUUAAAGGAAAAAAUAACAGAGUAUUUCGAUAACUUCAAAGAGGAAGAAUGA
This is a messenger RNA of Trichomonas vaginalis G3, 420 nucleotides long. RefSeq lists its product as uncharacterized. The transcript has a single exon. NCBI's taxonomy places the organism in Eukaryota, Parabasalia, Trichomonadida, Trichomonadidae. Bases 1 to 420 code for a protein of 139 amino acids. The record is from RefSeq and is a predicted model, not a curated record.